GCCCCAAUGUUUUGAGUGCUUGGCAUUUUUGAUUGUCCCGUUGUUGUUGCAAGGAGAGAAUUUGCUUUCCAAUCAAGAGAGAUGUCGCAUUAUGUUUAUGUCGCGUAAGCUCCCGGUCCUAAGCUGGGCCGUUUUUUCCUUCUCCAAGACGAGCUGUUUUCGGAUAUUUUGAUGUUUUUCAGCGUAUUCAUGAUGAGUUAUGCAGAAAAGCCAGAGGAUAUAACUAAAGAUGAGUGGAUGGACAAACUCAAUAAUGUACACAUUCAGAGAGCGGACAUGAAUCGACUAAUCAUGAAUUAUUUAGUAACAGAAGGGUUUAAGGAAGCAGCAGAGAAGUUCCGAAUGGAAUCUGGAAUUGAGCCAAGCAUAGAUUUGGACUCCUUGGACGAGCGGAUAAAGAUUCGGGAGAUGAUUCUCAAAGGGCAAAUUCAAGAAGCUAUUGCACUCAUUAACAGCCUUCACCCAGAACUUUUAGACACAAAUCGCUAUCUCUACUUUCAUCUGCAGCAACAGCACCUGAUCGAGCUGAUCCGCCAGCGGGAGACAGAGGCAGCGCUGGAGUUUGCGCAGACGCAGCUGGCGGAGCAGGGCGAGGAGAGCCGGGAGUGCCUGACAGAGAUGGAGCGCACUCUGGCAUUGCUCGCCUUUGACAACCCAGAGGACUCGCCUUUCGGGGACCUGCUGAACAUGAUGCAGCGCCAGAAGGUGUGGAGCGAAGUAAAUCAGGCUGUGUUAGAUUAUGAAAACCGGGAGUCAACACCAAAACUUGCAAAACUGCUGAAGUUGCUACUAUGGGCUCAAAAUGAACUAGACCAGAAGAAAGUGAAAUACCCGAAAAUGACUGACCUCAGCAAGGGAACAAUUGAAGAUCCCAAGUAAACUGCAGACUGGUGUGUGUGAACUAUAGGGACUAAAAGGACACCUAUGCUUUUCCUCUUAUUUAUAAUCAGUCUGUGACUGGACCAUAUAUUAUUAUUUUUGCUUAUGACCGAACUUAAUAAAUUGAUUGUGCAAACUAGAUUGUUGAAUUUAAAAGUGAUAUACCAGAUACUAGGCCAAAAACUACAUUUUCAGACACUGAAAUUCAACAGUUGAAACUUUAACUGCACAUUAAAGUUAAGGAAAGAUGUUAUCCUUUAUAAACCACUCUUUUGUUUUGUUGAACAUUGCUUUUUUAAAUACGUGGUUUAAAAGCCAAUAUACUUUAUCAAAUUAUGGAGUAUGGAGAUGAGGGUGUGUACAUACAGUAUACAUGUAUUUUAAGCCUAAAUUAGGCCCCUAAAUAAGGGAUUGGAUGAAUCUUUUAAAAUUGAAACGCUCUGCCUGGUAAGAUCACAUCUCAUGUAAUACAUGAAUGGCAGUAAUCUGUCGACUUUAGUCAGAACUGUUAAUAGUUUAUUAAAAUAAGCAAUCUUAAUGAGCUGUGAACUACUAAAGGUAAGGCAUAAAAACAUUGCCAUUAAUUUAACUCAAAAUAAUUUUUAUUACUUGUUUGCUUUUUGCUGAACAUAAGCAUGCACGGUUGUCUCUUUUUGUAAUAUUUGUUAUAAAAGGGUACUAGGGAAACUUAUGCCCAAUAAAUGUUCAUAAGUUGUCAAUGCAUUGUAAUACUUUCUAUAUUGCAGGAAAUCACUGUUCAUUUCAUCAUAGAUUUUAUUGUAUAGAAACAGAUUGUGAUUACAGAGAAUAUAAUCAUCCCACUAAGUAACAAAGGUUUUUGCAAUCGGGUUUAAAAAUGUUAAAUAAAUGAUUCUUUUGAAACAAGUGAA
Molecule: messenger RNA, 1769 nt
Organism: Lepisosteus oculatus (spotted gar)
Lineage: Eukaryota; Metazoa; Chordata; Actinopteri; Semionotiformes; Lepisosteidae
Product: glucose-induced degradation protein 8-B homolog
Biological process (GO): positive regulation of canonical Wnt signaling pathway; proteasome-mediated ubiquitin-dependent protein catabolic process
Cellular component (GO): nucleus; cytoplasm
Molecular function (GO): protein binding
Source: RefSeq, a predicted model, not a curated record